CCAACAUUCCUGACGAUGGUGCUGGAGGCCAAGAUUCCGGUGAUGACAGGCGCCUUCAUGGACUCAUCUCCCAAUGAUGACUACAGCACCGACCAUUCUCUGUUCAACUCGUCCACCAGCGUCCACGCUGCCUCCAUGGCAGUUCACAGCCAGCCUGAAGAGCCCCAGUCAAUGUCUGGGGAUGCCAUUUGGCUCUGGAUCGCCAUCACUGCCACCAUUGGGAACAUAGUAGUUGUAGGCGUAGUGUACGCCUUCACAUUCUAAGAGCUCUGAGCCAGGAUGUUUGAAAGAACUUGGGGUAUAGUGUCUGACUGUAUGAGCAGCAAUGGGCUGUGAGCACACUCUCUGUCAACCAGAUGACUCACCAAAUGGAAAUUCGUCACAGAACACAGCAAAAUUACCCAGCAGUCAUCAGUCGCAAAGCACUUGAGUCAUAAUCUGCCAACGAAGUGUGGAAGAGUGGGGGGAAAAAAAGUGUGUGUGUGUGUGUAUAUAUACAUAUAUUAUAGCAGACAUAAUGUAAAUAUGUCCUCUUUCUUCAGUGUGUUUAUGUGCUUCAAAGUGUUUCUGUUUUCCUUUAAUGGCGAUAUAUACUUAAAAUACUGAAAAAUGUUUACUUACAGUAUGUUGCAGGGACUUGUGUGAAGGCUUCAGGGUGGGGGUGAUGGAUCAGACAAGGGGCCCUUUAAAGGAGGCAGAAACCUGUUGGCCUUCUGAAAAAAUUAUGUAAUACUGUAGGAAACAUCAGGGUAGUGUGUGAGUUUGUGUGUUUGGCUGGCUGUGUAAGCUCAGCAGAAGAGGUGAGCAGAUACUGUUUUGUUCCAUUAUUCCAUUAGAAAAACGUUUAUUCUGAAACAACAGAUUCAAGGACAAACAUUCCAACUUUUCAAACCCUUGAAAUAUUUAAAUGUGGUGUUAUUUUGUGUUUUUACUGUUAACCCUGUCUGUAAAUUUCCCCAUAUGCAACAAUAUGAAUGAAUGUUUGGCCAAAGACACUUACUUUAUUUGUAACUGUAACAGUACUUCAAGAUUCAAGAGGUUUUUUAUCAUAUGUACAGUAAGAAACACAAGGUUUGUAUUUACAAUGAAAAUCUUACUUUGCCCGACUCCCUGAGGCAACACACAAGUAGAAGAGUAGAAUAUAAAAUUAAAAAUAUAAUUUUUUUUAAAUAUAACAUAACUUACCACUUAAAGUACAGAACAUUGUACAGUAAACAAAGAAACCUGAGUUGAAUAAGCUGCUCUAUGCCUCACAGUUACACUUAAGGUGCUGUGUGACAUUAUAUCACAGUGGGAGUAAAUUGGUGUGGGGGAGGGUGGUGUGUGCUGUACUGUUUUAGAGAGUUACUUGUAAAUCAACCUAAACUGUGAUUUCCUCUAUGGCGUCAGAGUUAUGUCAUAUGUCACAAUAAAAUGGAAGCAGAGCAGCCGAAGGACAUCAGAGGACAAACCAGAAAAUAUUUACUCCAUCAAAUAUGAUCCAGUUUGACCAAAAACAGUGAAUAAAGUUGUGAAAGUUGUACUGUAUUUAGUUAGGCCCUAGGUCCCCUGAAACAUUCCACUCCAUGAUAUUUUCACAACUUGCCAUCAGACCAGUGCCUGAAAUAAUAUAAGAUGAGGAAAAGAAAAGAAGAUAAGAUGACUUUAUUGAUUCCACACUUGAUGGAGACAAUCACUUGCUACAGCAGCUCCAGAUACAAUACAACAGAUAAGAAAAGUACACAAUAAAUAAAACGCUAUAUACAGCUAUUUAUACAGUUUUUAUACAGAUGUGAUAGAUAUGGAAUAUUGCACAGGUUGCAGCUGGAGGCAGUGGCAUGGUAUAAAAAUAAAUAAUUGCAAUAACAUAAACAAACAAACCAAGCGGUAGACCAGCAACUCCCAAGGUAAAAGGACUCUUUUUAUCAGAGGAGUCUGGUGGCUUUAUAUAACGACCUGAAUCACGUCCAACAUAUGUUGAGAUAUUCUGUUUGGGGUCAUCCCUAUGUUCCCCGCUAAGGUUAGGGUUAGGGUUCCCCGGUCCCAUACAAAGCGGGGAACAUAGAACCCGGGGAACAUAGGUACGCUCCCUUCUGUUUGUAGCUUUCCGUAUAAUUUAGUUUAAACUAGCACAGCACUAAGUUUACUUCCAUCUCAUCGCUUGAAAAAAUUUUCAAAUAUUUCUUUUCAGUGCAAGGCGUGGAGUCACCCUGCUCAUCAGUGUCCCACUGGACCUAGACAGCCAAUCAAAUCAAGCAAGAGAUUAAAUAAAUAACUAGGUUAGCUAGCUGUUUGCUUGUUUUUUUUCUGUGUACAGUGUGUGAGAGAGCUACAGAGCUGGGGUGUAGUGGGGGGUUAACUCAUGUAACCUCAGUUACACAAAAGCUUUGAAAUGAAGCUAGAAUUCACUCAUCUAGAGCUCAACGUCUGCUUCAGUAUUUUUUUCUGUUAAUCACAUUUGUUUGCCUGGGUGUGCACGCUGCCUCACUUCACAGAUCCACCAACUGUUUUUUACCUGAUGUGCUCUGUGUAACUGGCCGCAAUCAGAAGCUGUCAUCAAGGUAUGCAUGGAGGUCCAUGUGGGUCAUAAGAGGUUCAGUGCCUCCCAAAACUUUGCCAUUCUUUGCCUCUCCCUUUGUUUUGUUUUUCUGGCUCGCUGCUGCCUGUACAACUCUCGGUUGUUGAAUUUGUGUGUGAAUGGCAGUUAUUAUCUGCACUUGUGAAAUAGUAUAAUUUUCUUGUGAGCAUUUGACAUAAAUCUGACACCAUAUGUGUCUUUCUGUUGUACAAAAUGAGCCAGUAUUACUAUUUUAUCUCCUCCAUGCUGGUAGCUUGUUUUUCUUGAAAUUAAAACAUGAGUUCCCAAGUCACUGUAAAAAUUUUUUAAAUGUUUCCCCCAUUAUAUCAAAUUAAAAAAAGGAUGUUGUGGGGCCAAUAUUAUUACUAUAUUUCUUGCAAAUGUUAAUUGAGAGUUGUGAACCAGGGGCUGAUUUUGCAUCGUGCAAGAUGAGAUCAUUACCACUGCUGUUCAUUUUCAAAACCAACCAUGAAAACAUUUGUGUCAACAUUGCUCACAAAUUGCUUUCAUGAAACAAAUGCCACAAUCUCAAUCUUUAAGGAUUGUACAGUAAAGUAAGGUAUUGGUGGAUGAGCACACAACACAUUAUGAUUAUUGGAGAAACAAACUAACAGAGGCUAACAUAUAGACGGAUAAAAAACAACCUCCCUUCAAAAUACUAUGCAAAAUCAAUUUUUUUGGAAAAGGUAAUGUCGAGCUUAAUAUAGCUUUACAAUAACAGAACUUUUUCCUUUAAUUAUUUAAUGUUUAGGGUGCCCACCCAUAGCCCAGAGAGUUGUAGACACUCAUGCGAAGAGGAGGAGAACUAGCCUGUGUGGACUUCUCAUAAAAAGUCUUUAUCAGUUAACCUGUUCUUGGCCUGAUGCUUCAAACAUUUAAACAAGUUACUGAGUAACUGUAAUCAGUUACAGUUACUUCUCCCAAAAUUAACUGAAUUACUUUUCUAAUUACUGCAUAGAAAAGUAUUUAGUUAAUAGGGAAAGUAACUUUUACUUUCAAAUGUUUGCCUCAAUUCACUUAUUAAAGCACACAGCUGUCAGUUAUAUCAGACAUUUCUUUUUUGUAAUUUUUUUGGUAUACUUAAAUAGGGAUACAAUCUGGGUGUAAUCUUAAAGAAAAGGCAUUUUUCAUUUAAGCUGGACUUUAAUAAACAAGCAUUGCUGUUAUGUGUGUCCUUAAAUGCUUUGCCAUUCAA
Molecule: messenger RNA, 3752 nt
Organism: Dicentrarchus labrax (European seabass)
Lineage: Eukaryota; Metazoa; Chordata; Actinopteri; Moronidae
Exons: 2
Coding region: 16-264 (82 amino acids)
Source: RefSeq, a predicted model, not a curated record